UAGAAUCCACCCUUUGAUACACUGAUUCGAGGGCCGAAUGGCACAGUCACUUAUUUUGGAACGACAAUUAACAUCUUCACUUGGCUGGCGAAAAGAUUGAAAUUUACCAUCUCCUUUGUACCCAUCAAUGAAACUCUCAUCAACAAGUUGGGCAUGCACGAGGCUGCUUAUUACCUACUUAUGAACGACAAAAACAUCGAGGGAAUAGCGGUCGGUUUUUACCCCACUAUGGAUCGAGUAAAAAGAUUUGACUUUACGGCCUCCGCUUGGUCAGAAGGAUUUAGUUUUGUUGUGCCAAGACCUGAGGAAGAAAGCCGAUUAUUUGCCUUCAUAGGUCCAUUUCAACCGCUGGUUUGGAUGUCAAUUUUCAUCAGCCUUUUCUUCGUCAUCGCCACCAUGACCGUUUUUACGUGGAUCUACAAUUAUCGUUUUACAAAUACUACGAAUGGCCGGAAAAUGGAAUCAAACAUGAAAUCAGACCAUGAUGAGUCACAUUCAAAAAGCAUCUUCACUUUCAUAGGUUCCCACAUGAUUUAUGUAAUUAACACGAUGACGAAUCAAGGAGGUAGCGAAUUUAGUAGCCGCACUUCGUUUCGAGUCUUGGCCGGAGCCUGGGUGUUGUGCGCCAUGGUCUUGGUCAAUUCCUACACGGGAAUUGUCACUUCGUCCCUCACAACACCGAAGAUGAAACCCCCAAUCAACACCAUGGAAGACUUAGCAGCGAGCCAAGAGGUCAACAUAGUCCUCAGAAGCGACACAUCAACCGGAAUACAAAUUCUGCAAGCAACAUCCGGCAUUUUCAAAGUUCUGGGAGAUCAAGUCCGGAGUAAACCUGAUCGACUUUUUACCGAUCCGUUUAAAAUAGCCGCAAAAUUGGAAACUGGUCACUUCGCAUUUCCAUAUGUGCACACUUUCAGUGUCGCUUUUGUUGCUUCGCAAUAUAAAAAGGAUGGCAAGUGUCGUUUUAGACUCUCGAAAAUGUUACCCUUGUCGCACGGACAUUAUCCAUUUCUUUACAAAAAGGGCAGUCGGUACACUAAAACCAUUAGCAAAGGAGUUUUGGAGUUGUGCGAGACCGGCCUUAUUCGAUUCUGGACAAAUAAUCUCCCUACCAUACCCAAGGCUGACGAAUGUUUCGCCGAAAAUAAACGCCGAGUCUCUCGUCCUGUUCCCAUCCAGUUGACCGAUUUGAUCAGUGCCUUUCUCAUUCUAGGCAUCGGGUUGGGAUUGGCGACGCUAAUUUUCUUGUUAGAAAAAAUCCAUUCGAAAUGGCAACGCUUUAAACGUCGUUAAUUUAUUCGCGGGAAUGAUCGCAAAAAAGUCACAGAUCAUUAGUUGACUUUUUUAAAAAUGUUGUAGUGAUUGUUUCGUUAGAGAAGUAGCAAGCAAAGUCGUUUGUAUAACAAAUAGUUGGUUAGCUUCCCCCCCCCCCCAGAAGCUAGUGCUUACUAGAAAAAUAGCGAGAAAAUUGGGCACUACGUGGAUUGCUUUCCGAACAAACGCUGUUUUCUCAGCAAGAAACAAUUAAUGUUCUCUAAUCGCAAAAGAUUCGUUGGAAGGCAAUUCGAUAAUAUUAAAAGUUUAAAAAGCAGCAAUUUGCUAUAGCCCACAUGAAUCGCUGUAUCGAUGUAUGUGAAUGCUCAGAUCGAUGUAUGUGGUUGGAAAAGUUAAAGCGAGAAAAAUCGAAGCUAUACGAAAACGGCCAAAAUGUCCUGAAAAAGGUGUUUUUAAGGUGAAGAAAUAAGGGCAGAAGCUCUGAACGAACGCAGUGUUGCAUUUUCAAUUCAAAGCUCGUCUCGUUGAGGUUCCUGUGUUAUGCAAAAUGUUGCUACAAAGCAUUUCAGAUUUUUACUGCUCUUAACAAUUUUUUCAAAUUAAUUUGUUUCCCUUCAAGCAAAUCAAUAAAUCAAUUUCAAAUCCAAA
Daphnia pulex (common water flea) is the source of this 1923-nucleotide messenger RNA. Its product is annotated as glutamate receptor 3-like. NCBI's taxonomy places the organism in Eukaryota, Metazoa, Arthropoda, Branchiopoda, Diplostraca, Daphniidae. Gene Ontology annotation, molecular function: ligand-gated monoatomic ion channel activity. The record is from RefSeq and is a predicted model, not a curated record. The transcript is spliced from 8 exons. Bases 154 to 1293 code for a protein of 379 amino acids. Gene Ontology annotation, cellular component: membrane.